GAGAGAGGCGCUGGAGUGGUAUGGCGCAGCCGCUGUAGAGUGGAUGUUGCUUGUCUAGCGGUGCCGAGGGCAAAGUUAUCAGUCUGUCCCAUGUGUGUAGCCUCGCCUCAGUGUGUGUGAGGAGGCAGUGCUCAUACCUGUGUGUGUGUGUGUGUGUUCUUAUCUUGUGUGACUCUCCCUGACUGUCCUACCCCAAACCAGACUACUGACUUCCUGGCCAGCAGCAGGCAUGGCUCCUCAUACCCAGGAGGGUGCACAGCCUGACCUCUACAGGGACACGUGGGUCAGGUACCUGGGCUAUGCCAAUGAAGUUGGAGAGUCAUUUCGUGCCUUGGUACCUAAAGCCCUAGUUUGGGCUACCUAUGGUGUGGCAACAGCCUAUGUUACUGCAGAUGCUGCAGAUAAAGGACGUAAAGCAGCAGAGCUGAAUGAAGGCAGUCGAGGAAGAACAAAGGGUGUGACUGUGGCAGUUAUAGAUACUUUUGUCUGGCAAGCUCUUGCAUCUGUGGCUAUUCCAGGAUUUACCAUCAACAGAUUAUGUGCUGCUUCACUGUAUAUAAUGGGACGUGUAACCCGGUGGCCUCUCCCAGCACGAAAAUGGGCUACUACUGCAAUAGGUCUUUCUGCUAUUCCAGUUAUUAUAACACCAAUAGACAGGUUUGUGGACAUCUUGCUGGAUUCCAGUCUUCGUAAAAUCUAUGACACUCAUUCAGAAAAGCCAGAUGGCCCCCGUACUUCUUGACAGACUGUACAGGAAGCAAUACUUUCCUACCUUAAUCUUUGUACAGCACAAGUUGAACCAAAAAGAAACGCCAUGAAAGCAGACUGUGAAGUUGUAUGCAUCUAAGUUAUUACCCCUCUAUCAGCAGAAUUUCCCCUUCUAGCCUCAAACAGCAAUACUUCAACACAGCAACAAAACAAAGAUGUUAAAUAAAAUCCAUCAAAAUGUCAUGGGGGUAUUUGAUGUGUUCAGCUGCAAUAAAGGACAAGUUAAAGCUAGAA
Rana temporaria (common frog) is the source of this 1002-nucleotide messenger RNA. It is a transcript of the gene MTFP1, whose product is annotated as mitochondrial fission process 1. The transcript has 4 exons. The coding region runs from base 230 to 742 and encodes 170 amino acids. Lineage: Eukaryota; Metazoa; Chordata; Amphibia; Anura; Ranidae. The record is from RefSeq and is a predicted model, not a curated record. Gene Ontology annotation, cellular component: mitochondrion. Gene Ontology annotation, biological process: mitochondrial fission.